Molecule: messenger RNA, 4506 nt
Organism: Colossoma macropomum (tambaqui)
Lineage: Eukaryota; Metazoa; Chordata; Actinopteri; Characiformes; Serrasalmidae
Gene: tti1
Product: TELO2 interacting protein 1
Biological process (GO): chromatin remodeling
Cellular component (GO): cytoplasm
Source: RefSeq, a predicted model, not a curated record
GAUUUGCACGCUGUUUUUCUCCGGGCCUGCAAAGACGGCAACGCGUGUUACUGAGGAAGUUGUGCAAACUUCCAGAAAGGCAACUAGGGAUGAAGUCUUCAUGUCGCGAUUCCAGAGCGGGAUUUGGACUCCACACCGACCCCUGGACCAAAAAGGAGUUCUUAAUUUUUCGUCUGUUGUGGUUAUGCUAACGUAUAAUGUAUUAUGUUAAUGUUUAAAAGCCAAACCGAGUGUCCGAAUCACAUUACGGCACACUCGAAGCUGUGGACUAACGACUCUGGAGAACACUCGCAAUGGCGCCCAGAGUUAAAUGCACUCGAGUUAGGGCACAAGUACGCGGAUUGGAGCGCGCCCAGCCGUCGCGUAAUAGUGACAUCGACCUGAACCCGGGAGCUACACGAUGGGUGAUUCGUACACUCGAUGAAACAGAGCUGAUUUACUUCUCAGUAACGCAGAAAAUGAGACCGACUUCGCUGUGGUAGACCUACUAGACUGAAGGCCACUCAUGGAAAAUGGCUGAUCAUCAGAUCGACGACCCGAAGAUCGCUUUCGCUUACCUGCGGCCCUCCUGUGUGCUCCUGACCAAAGAGCCAAACCUGUGCAACGUACAGGCUCUGAGCGGCCACUUGCGUGCUGUUAGUGAUGGCACCCUCCAGUUGCUUCAGGACUAUGUACUGUUUCCUCUCCGCUUUGUCCUCAAGACUCCUGGGCCCAAGUGGGAGGCUCUCGUGCAGGCAGCCAUGGAGGCCAUGGCCUAUGUUCUGGAAAACACCUGUAUUCACAGCUGGGAAUCUCUACGUGAUCUCUUUUCUGAGUUGUGCCUUUGCCUCUGUUCCCCCACGGACCCAGGAAAGCCAGCUCCAGCCUCAGAGGAGCUGAAGUUGGCAGUGCUGCGAUGCCUGGAUGCCCUCUUGCAUUCUGCAUAUGGGGAUGUUGUCUUUAAGCUUUAUGAACCAACAAUGCUGCCUGGACUUGGAGCUGCUGUGUCCUUGUUCCUGGCCCUAGCAAAGCAAGAGAAGGCCAGAGAGGUGCAGACAGCAGCUCUGAAGUGUCUCCUCUCUCUGUUCAUACAGUGUGACUGUUCAAGAACUCACGUGGAGCCAGAAGGAGAGGAGAGGCGUAUGCUUGGUAGAGCUCUGGCCACGUUCCUCCCAGGAAUCACAUGUGCCUUGAGUCAGGUGAUUGGUGGAGAUGUAAGACAAGGGCAUGCAGUUACGGUGAAAGCCAUGCGAGUUUGGUACACAACAGUGGGACUUGUCAUGGAUGAUGACCAGCUUCAGAAUGCUAGCAAAGACAAUGUAGACACAUCUGAACUAGGGAGGGUUGGAGAACUGGUGGUGAAAAGGACUCCAUCUUGGAGCAAGGCCACCUCCAAAAGACUCACUUUGGCUUUGCAGAGGAUUAUCUCUUGUACUUCUGCGCACCAGCACUGGAGAGUAAGACUGGAACUGGUCAAUCUCUCAGACUAUCUCCUCACCCACUGCAGCAGGUCUCUAGCAGGAUGCACUGGUCCUCUUCUGGAAGCACUGGUAGGAGCAGUCAAUGAUGAGGAACCUAGAGUCAAGGAGAGGUGCAGUGCAGUUCUGGAUGAAGUAGCUAGAAGAAACCAAGCUAAUGGAGGUCAGGCCCUCAAAGAUGUCCUGUCAGAAAACUUGCAUGGCUUGGCGUCUUCGCUGCCUCGUCUCAUGAGAACGACAGAUGACAAGCGCAAACUCUUUGUGCUCAACGUCUUCUUGGGGUACCUGAAGAUCUUGGGACCACAGAUAGAUUUGGUGUUGACGUCAGCGGCACACCUGCAGCGUAUCUCCAAAGCACUAAUGCAGGUGCUGGAGUUGGACGUCUCAGACGUGAGGAUUGUAGAAGAAAGGACUUUUGCACCCUUGGUGGACCUGGGACCGGAGACUCAUGAGGCACUGUUCCAGAGGAAGUACUUCCUCUACUUUACAGAUGACAAGAUCUUCUCUGCAUUGAAGCAGAUUUGCCGGAUGUUAGGUCACUAUGGAAACCUCUACUUACUCGUGGACCACUUUUUGGAUCUCUACAAGGAGUCCUCGGCUUAUCGUAAGCAAGCUGCCCUGGUUCUCAAUGAGGUUAUCACAGGGGCAGCAGGAAUUGGCAUAGACAUGGAACCUUCUAGAACAGACAAUUUUAGAAUGAACCAUCCUAAAACUAACCAUGAAGACCUGAAGUCUGCAGUCAUGUCCAUUGUUGAGGAAUACAUCAGUUUGAAUAAUUGGCAUCUCUCCACUGUAAUGGAGCACUCAGAUAUUGAGCAACAGGAGAAACGUCCAUCUCCAAUCUCUGCUAUCAUGAGUGGCCAUGAGGGGAAGAGCCUGCAUCUGGUUCCAGCUUCCAGCAUUGGUCCCAGAUCUCCAACACUCCAUCAGCUGAACAGCAACAUCUGGCAGAUAUGCAUCCAGCUGGAGGGGAUUGGCUCCUUCGCAUUGGCCCUGGGCACUGACUUCUGUCUGCUUCUAAUGACCUCACUCUACCCAGUGCUGGAGAAAGCAGGAGAUGAGUCACUCCUGGUCAGCCAGUCGGCUCUCGGCACCAUGCACAACCUUUGCGUGGCUUGCAAUUACAGCUCACCCAAGGACUUGGUCAUCAGCAAUGUGGACUACCUGCUGAACGAUGUAUCUCUUAACCUGGGCAGACCCAGCAUUCACCCUCAUGCUCCCCGAGUUCUUGCCGUCAUGUUUGCCCAUUCAGAUGCAACUUUGCUGCCCCUAGUGGUUGACGUGGUGCAGGACGUGUUGAUGGCGCUGGAUCUGAGCUACGACCAGAGAUCACUGCAAUUCUGUACAGUACUGCAUUCACUCAUGAAGGCAAUGGUGAGGUGGUUUUCUUCAAGUGCUAAAGAUCACAUAAAGCCUCCUAGAGUCCCACACAGCCAGCAUCCCGAGCCACUUGACCUGCGGCAGUUUCUCCUGGACUACAAAAAGCAGAAGGAGCUGGCCGAGGGGAUCGGUGCUGAUGAGGAAGACCCCAGCGAUGCAGAGAUGCCUCCAUAGUCCCCGGGCUGUGAGGAUCACAGUGGAUUGGAGGAAGGUCCUGAUGUAAAGCCGGAGCUGCCCGUGCACGUUUCUGUAGCUAAAGACGUGAUGGAGCGCUGUGUUCACUUGUUGUCGCACCCCAGCAUAGGAACACGACUGAAGGUGCUGGACAUUGUGGAGCUGUGUGUGUACGUACUGUCUGAGACCGAGAAUGAGCUUUUACCCAUGGUGCACCGCUGCUGGCCUGUGCUCCUCCAACGCCUCACCAAUGACGAUCCGCUGGCGAUACCGCGAGCUUUCAGGGUGCUGUGUGUGUUGGGAGAGACGUGUGGCGACUUCCUGAGGAAACGUGUGUCUAAAGAGGUUCUGCCCAGGCUCACCUCUGCCCUCUCGCGGCAGGCCGAGACCAGCGCCCGCUCUGGCCCGCUUUACACCCACACACUCGCCUACAAGCUGCAGCUGGCGGUGCUGCAGGGUCUGGGACCCCUAUGUGUGCGUCUGGAUCUGGUGGACUCUGAUCUGGACCACAUCUCUGAGGCCUGUCUGCCUUACCUGAGCUGCCGGCAGCCAAUCAGACUGCAGGAGGCCUGCCUGAGUGUUUUCCGGCAUCUGAUGCAGGUGGAUCCGGACGCGUGCUGGUUCACGCUGAGCGAGCUGUGCUGUCCCGCGGCGUACGAGCCGCCCCACACGAGCCUGCACCCCGUCAGACUGAGUGGAAUGGACAAACAGAGGACCGAAUACACAGACAAUGUCAUCAAACUCCUGCAUGAACUCCAGCUGUGUGAGGAGAACCAAGCUCUGAUUGACCCUGUGGUCAACAGCAGAGCCGAGAAGUGACUGAUGCUGAAGCUCUGAGUGGAAGUUUGAGGAUAUUUUAUCCUAUGCUAAUAGGAUAACAGUGAAUUAAAGUUAGUGGAGGUCAUUUCCAGAGUGCUAGAACCUACCUGGCUUUCAUUAACGGCCUAUUUUUAGGCAAAGUAUUCUUUUAACCUGCUGCAUUUGGAAACUGGUCUGGAAAUAACCCAACUGUACAGGCCACUCGUUUUAUAGGCUUUUCCUGAACAUCUCCACGGCACGAAUGUACUGAAAAGACCCAAUAUUGUACUUAUUGUGUUUAUCACAGCAUGUUUGAUGUUUUACAUGUUAUUUUUUUAAUGAACAUGCUGAUUGUUCUCGGACCAAUGGCUCUGGCUCUGGCUCUUUGUACCAGUUAGGCUCCUCCUCUCAGUGUGUCUGGGAUCCUGAGUGGGGGUGAACAACGUAGCGUUAUUGUGAUAUUACAUCAUGAGUGUAUAGUAAAGUUUGGAAUCACUGCUUUCAUUAACAUAAAACCAAUUUUGUUGCAGAUAAAUGAACUGAAUGAAUCUAUGAUGCUAUUAGUCUGUUACUUUCAAACAGUUUGUAGGAAGCUGUAAAAUUGACGUUUGUGCUGAUGAACAGAGCUGUUGCUUUCAUAAUAAUUGAGAAAGCUGUGCAGUUUUGAGAACAAACUUAUUAUAAAAUUUAUAACCAA